Messenger RNA from Zymoseptoria tritici IPO323, 1533 nucleotides. RefSeq lists its product as uncharacterized. The transcript is spliced from 3 exons. The coding region runs from base 544 to 1533 and encodes 329 amino acids. Lineage: Eukaryota; Fungi; Ascomycota; Dothideomycetes; Mycosphaerellales; Mycosphaerellaceae. Gene Ontology annotation, molecular function: protein binding. The record is from RefSeq and is a predicted model, not a curated record.
GCGACUGCCUUCUCACACAAGCCCUGGCAUCUGCAACACCAGCGUACCUGACCUUUACUCGAACAACCCGCGCCAGCGCCAGGAUUCGACUCCGACGCUGCAAGCGCUAGAACUACCGCAGGGCUGACACCGCCCGCUGUCUCGACUCUCCGAAACGACCACGACUCCACGACUCCACCCCCCUCGAUCGUCCCACUUCCCCCAACACCACCGCCGCUCUUCCUCUUCUACCAGCACGCGACCAGCCCGGCGCUGAGUUUCUCUUUUCAGUGGCAUUUUCCACCCACGCACGACGCCACGCGCACUAAUUGGUCCCCUUUGGACUCCCCGCGCUUCGCCGACUAUACCACAUAGCAACCCGACUUUCGUUUACGCCCCAACACACGCGCGCUCUGCGAGCUCCGGCGGACUGGCCACCUCCAGUCUACGACACUCUUUCACAUCGCAUUCGCUGAACGUCCUUAUCGACUCGACGCCCGCCGCACGAUCGCACUUCCUCGUCGCUCGCUAAAACGCCUCCUUUAACACACCACCGCCAACUACAUGCCCAGUCCAGGCGGUUAUCACUCGCCGUCGCUGCAGAAGAUGGAGGUCGGAAAUGGCCGCUACAGCGGAGGAAAAGGAUUCAGCAUGGGCAACAUCGCAGGCGAUCCUUUUUGGCUGGGAUCAAUAGGCAUUGGCACAUCCGGCUGGCUUAUCGCCUUUGUCAGCUCCAUCAUCGCCGACAUAUCGGACACCUAUCCCAACUACUCAUGGUGGUGCUUAGUGUACAUGCUGUUUUUGAUCAUUGGAGUCUUCUACGUGGUCGGCUCGGAUUCAGUCUUCACAUACCAUGUCGCAAUGGCUGCUCUGCUAUCGGCAGGACUGGUCUUCACGACAUCAUCAGUCAACUCACUCAUCUACGCCGCCAGUCCCGCGAAAGAGGCCGCCGCAGCUGGUUUCAUUUUGCUCUCCAUCUGCACAAUCGUCUGGAUGCUCUACUUCGGUUCCCAACCGCAAGCCUCGCAUCGACAAACCCUCGACUCCCUCGCUCUCCACAAGGACCGCGUACCGACCAGCCGCAGCAGUAGAGCCAUGCGCCAAUCGUACCGACCCGACACCACCCUCUCCGCCGCUCAGCAACACCAGCAGCACCAACAACAAAUGUACAACUCCAACCACCUCGCCGGUUUCGAAACGGCCUCGCCCGUCACAGGCUACCCCGGCGGAGCACCAGGAGUGUCGAGUCGCGCCUCCGCCGCACAAUUUCCGCAACCUCUCAACCAGCAAUCAUCACACCCGACUCUGCAAGGCACUAAUGGCGCCUCGGGCAUGGGAGGUACAGAGACGUCUGGAGGCACCGCGCCGGAAACAUACCCAUACCGCGCGAAAGCGAUUUACAGCUACGAAGCGAACCCAGACGAUGCGAAUGAGAUUUCCUUUUCGAAGCACGAGAUCCUCGAGGUGUCGGAUGUGAGCGGCAGGUGGUGGCAGGCGAAGAAGGAGAAUGGCGAGACGGGCAUUGCACCUUCGAAUUAUCUGAUUCUGCUGUGA